Messenger RNA from Pyricularia oryzae 70-15, 1099 nucleotides. Its product is annotated as 6,7-dimethyl-8-ribityllumazine synthase. Gene Ontology annotation, cellular component: riboflavin synthase complex; intracellular anatomical structure; mitochondrial intermembrane space. The transcript is spliced from 2 exons. The record is from RefSeq and is a predicted model, not a curated record. Gene Ontology annotation, biological process: riboflavin biosynthetic process. Gene Ontology annotation, molecular function: 6,7-dimethyl-8-ribityllumazine synthase activity. Bases 220 to 822 code for a protein of 200 amino acids. Lineage: Eukaryota; Fungi; Ascomycota; Sordariomycetes; Magnaporthales; Pyriculariaceae.
UUGAAACGAGCAUCAUAGCUCAGCCAAGCGCAAGGUAAAGUAGACGUACCUUUUUACUUACCCCUCUCCAUCCAACACCAAAUCGUCUAUCGAAGCCUAGCCAAUCCUCUUUAUCUAUUCUCGACGAAACUAGCCGGCUACGAUAAAGAGACAAACGAUAGACAAUCACACCAUCACAAAGCAACCUUUGUCGAGACUAAAGCACCAAAAACCCCAAAAAUGCACACCAAAGGCCCGACCCCGCAGCAGCACGACGGCUCCGCCCUGCGCAUCGGCAUCGUGCACGCGCGCUGGAACGAGACCAUCAUCGAGCCGCUUCUGGCCGGCACAAAAGCCAAGCUGCUGGCCUGCGGCGUCAAGGAGUCCAACAUAGUCGUGCAGAGCGUUCCGGGGUCGUGGGAGCUGCCAAUAGCCGUGCAGAGGCUCUACUCCGCAUCCCAGCUCCAAACCCCAAGCUCCGGCCCAUCUCUGUCGGCCGGCGACCUGCUCGGCUCCUCGACCACAGAUCUUACCGCGCUCCCGACCACCACUGCCUCAUCCACCGGCCCCUUUGACGCCCUCAUCGCCAUCGGCGUGCUAAUCAAGGGCGAGACGAUGCACUUUGAGUACAUUGCCGAUUCGGUCUCGCACGGCCUGAUGCGCGUACAGCUCGACACGGGCGUCCCAGUUAUCUUCGGCGUCCUAACAGUCCUGACCGACGACCAGGCCAAGGCUCGUGCCGGCGUCAUCGAGGGCAGCCACAACCACGGCGAGGACUGGGGCCUGGCCGCCGUUGAGAUGGGUGUGCGCAGGAGGGAUUGGGCUGCCGGGAAGACCGAGUGAAUGUCGGAAUAUAAGCAAGGAGACAUGAAACCAUAGAUGAGUCUGAUAGAACGUCUCCCUAGGCCACUUUGGUUUUCAAGCUUGUCUGGCAUAUAAACAAGAAAAAAGAAUACCAAUAAACAGUGUCAAAAAAUCGAUCACUUUGUUGCGAUAAAAUAUAUGGUUCGAGAGGCUUAUUAUUAGAUUAUGGGCGAAGUUGAAGUAGAUGCCACAGGCUUCCACUCCAACACGGCAUGUCGGCAUUGGACUUUUGUUUAUUUGCAUCUUUGCCUUUGCG